AUGAGACCCUCUUUCUGCCGUUUCUUCUCGUCCCUGGGGAGGCCUCCGACUGGACCUGCAUACAGGCCAACGACCUCCAGCUACUACUGUCCUACGACGUAUAACAAUUUCCAGUGGCCCAGUAACUGGAUACCUUGGUUGAACCAAUCUUCCGCUGUCUGGCCAAACCAAGCUCCCGCCGUCUGGCCAAACCAACCAUCUGCUCCAUGGCCAAACCAAACUCAUGCACCUUUGGCAAAUCCAUGCCCUCAUUUGACACCUGGCUGUUGUAACGGAUUUCCCGUAUCCGUUACUAAUAACAAUUACUAUCCUGUCUGUCCUAACACUUCUGCCUGCGCAGCGCAUGUCCCCCUUCCCACUGCCUGGCCUACAGCCCCAGGAUAUUGGGCCCCCGUCACAACCGGUCCCAUCCCUGCUCCUGUGGCGCUUCCGGCCGUGGCGUGGAACGGCCAAGUACCUGCCUGGAAUGCAUGGCCUGCAGCCCCUGGCAUCGCUCCUCCAUCUGCGCCGACGCUCCAUCCCUUGUUGUGCGGCACCCCGGUCGCUUACCCUCGUCUUUCCUGGUCAAUCGGGGAAUUUGUCUCCUCCGCUCAAAUCUGCUCCAACCCCAACACGCAACGCUCGCUUACCAAUGCAGAACUCAUUGGACAGGUCGUACCCCCCUCCAUUUCCGAAAUUCGCAUCCGCUUGACCCAUCGCUCGAUCAGUGAUUGGCAGGAGUAUUGGGGCCCCAUCGUCGUUACGCGGUACUCGUCACAGGGAAUCAAGUUAGAAGAUGUGUUACAGGGGAUAUUCAAUUUCUUUCAGACACCGUUGGUGCCUGUCGAGGUUGCCGGCAUGCACCCUUCCCAUCAAGGACUUGUGAUGUUGGAAGCAGAGAGAAGGGCGAGAGAGUUACCGAAUGGUGGGAUUUCUAGUCAGGUAGAGCGGAAUAAAGGUUUGCUGAGGAUUGAUCUGGUCAGAGCUGUCGCAGGUGGGUUAAAAUUUGCGGGUAUGCAGCCGAUGGGGGGAUCCAGGGACUUUUCGUUGAGUCUCACGAAUUGA
Laccaria bicolor S238N-H82 is the source of this 1044-nucleotide messenger RNA. RefSeq lists its product as uncharacterized. Lineage: Eukaryota; Fungi; Basidiomycota; Agaricomycetes; Agaricales; Hydnangiaceae. The transcript is spliced from 2 exons. The record is from RefSeq and is a predicted model, not a curated record. The coding region runs from base 1 to 1044 and encodes 347 amino acids.